Rhopalosiphum maidis (corn leaf aphid) is the source of this 715-nucleotide messenger RNA. RefSeq names its product mitochondrial pyruvate carrier 2-like. Gene Ontology annotation, biological process: pyruvate import into mitochondria. The record is from RefSeq and is a predicted model, not a curated record. Lineage: Eukaryota; Metazoa; Arthropoda; Insecta; Hemiptera; Aphididae. Gene Ontology annotation, cellular component: mitochondrial inner membrane. Gene Ontology annotation, molecular function: pyruvate transmembrane transporter activity.
UAUUUUGCCCAUAAUCUGAAUAAUAUCGUCAAGACGUCGACCUUGUGGCCUUGUUCCCUAUCCCGGAGGACACUUCAAGUUCAUAAUAAUUAUUAUAACAAAUAAAUAUUAUUAUUGACCAGUGACAAUUAUUACUCUACUCAUCAAUAAUAACUGGCCACUGGCACAGUAAUCAAUUAAAUACACCGUUAUAUAGUUAGGUAAUAUCGUUGAAAAACCUUAUUUCCUCAAUCAUGUCUGUCGUUUACAAAGCUGUAAUUUCAACAGUUGACAAAGUUGUACCGCGGAGCUUGAGGCCACUAUGGGAACAUCCAGCGGGUCCAAAGACUAUUUUCUUUUGGGCACCUGCAUUUAAAUGGGGUUUAGUUAUUGCUGGCAUUGGAGAUAUUACCCGUCCAGCAGAAAAAAUUAGUAUAUCUCAAUGCUCAGCAUUAGCUGCUACUGGUGUUGUGUGGUCACGAUAUUCGCUCGUCAUCAUACCGAAAAACUGGAGCUUAUUUAGUGUUAAUGUUUUUGUGGGUGCUACAAAUAUAUAUCACUUGGUCAGAGCUUUCAUAUACCAGCAAGAACAAAAGAAAGCAUUGGAAAAUGGCAGUAAAAGUGAUAGUUGAUUUAAUGUGUAUUUUUAUACAUAACUCAAUGAUAAAAUAAUUUUACUAUGUUUUUGUUGUAUACAAUUAAUUAAAAACUAUUAAAUUUCAAUAAUGAUAAAUUA